GUUAAUUCAGAAAAUCCCUAUAAUAUAUAAUAUGGAUCCCGAUAAACAUCCAAAUCCGGACGUACCAACGAAUCAAAACCCAAUGAGAAGAAGUCUUUGGAAGGAAAGGGGAAGUCAAAGUAAACUGUCCUCCUUCUCUCUCUCUUUGUCCGUCUCUUUUUAAGAUCAUUGUUGAAUUUUCUAUUUCAGUUUAUUGUUUUGACUGUGAUUAGUUGUGAACACAGGAAAAUUGGGUUUGAAAUUUCUGAGGUUUAGUGGGAAAAAAGCUGUUUUUUGGAAGUCAAGUUGAUUGAAAAAAAGAGAAAAAACUGGGAAUCUUCUAUUGAGUAUUGGAAUGGAGGGGUCUAAUUGGAGUGGAAUUAUUAUGAAGAUUCAUAUGACGGACUCCGACAUGUUCAGGAUUGAGGCGUAGUUGUUGUUGUUGUAUUAUAUGAGGAUUUUUUUAGCUUUGAGAUUAUGGGGUUAUAUGUGAGUUGACUUGUUUUAGGAAAGAUUUAGAUUGGAAAUCAAGUUGAUUGCAAUUUUUUUGAGCUUUUGGAAAUCUUGGUGUUCAUUAAAGACAAAUUAUUGAGUAUCGGAAUGAAACAGGUCCAAUUAGAGAAGAAUGAUUUUUGAGGAUUCAUAUAACUGAACCCGACUUGCUUUGGAUUGAGGCGUAGUUGUUGUUGUUGUUGAUGAUGUAUUACAGAGGAGUUUGAGCUUUGAGAUUAUGGGGUUAUAUGUGAGUUGACUUGUUUAAAUUGUGGUUAAAGAAAGAAGCUUCGGUAUAUAUUAUUGCUUAGUUACAUCUGCAGCGGAGGAAAUUUGAGAUUGAUGGUUAGUCAUUGAAGUUUCAUUGAGUAACAAAUAGAAAAAAUAGUCUUGAAACUUGGAUUCGCGUGAAGUAUGAUCAGGCCGGAGCUGGGAAUUGAAUUGGAAAAGUAAAUUUGCAAAGAAUUUGUAUGAUCAGGUGGGAGUUGCUUUAGUUGAAUUUAUCAAAGGAAAUCAAGAUCUUAACAAAUUUUGUCUGGUUUGUACGCAUACGCUGGGAAUCUAAUAAAGUUGAUCUUCGUUGUCUGCUGGGAUUUCUCCCUUCUAGUUGAGCUUUGCAUUGUGAUUUGGAUUUGAUUCUAAAAAUGGAUGAAGCUCCUUGUAGUGCCAAUGCACUGCCUCCGUUUAUUGCAAAGACAUACGAAAUGGUAGAUGAUCCCUCCACAGAUCCAAUAGUCUCCUGGAGUUCGAAUAAUAAAAGUUUCAUUGUUUGGAAUCCUCCUGAUUUUGCAAGAGAAUUGUUGCCUAGAUACUUCAAACACAAUAACUUUUCCAGCUUUAUCCGACAGCUAAACACUUAUGGAUUCAGGAAAGUAGAUCCUGAACAAUGGGAAUUUGCGAAUGAGGAUUUUAUUAGAGGUGAGCCACAUCUUUUGAAGAAUAUCCAUAGACGGAAACCCGUUCACAGUCAUUCUGUACAGAAUCUUCAUAGCGUUUCAUCUGCAUUGACUGAAUCAGAAAGACAAGGGUAUAAGGAAGAUAUUGAGAAGUUGAAGCAUGAAAACGAAUCGCUUCAUUUAGAAUUACAAGGACAUAAACAGGAUUAUCAAGGACUUGAAAUGCAAAUGCAGGUUUUUACCGAACGUGUCCAACAAGUGAAACACCGACAAAAGAACAUGCUAUCUACUUUAGCUCAAGCCAUAAAUAAACCAGGACUGGGUUUGAGUCUCAUGCCGCAGCUCGAAAUGAAUGAAAGAAAGAGACGGUUGCCGGGAAACAACUUUCUUUAUAAUGAAACUGGCCUUGAAGAUAAUCAAGCGAGUUCUUCUCCUCAAGAUUCGACUAGGGAAAGUAUGGAUGCGACUUCUCAUUUGACUCUCAACAAGGAACUUUUAGAUCAGUUGGAAUCUUCUUUGACCUUCUGGGAGAAUAUACUACAUGACGUUGAUCAAAAUGGGAUGAGACGGAGCUCUUCAGUGGACUUAGAUGCAUCUAUUAGUUGCGCCGACAGCCCUACUAUAUCUUAUUCACAACUAAAUGUCGAUAUUGGGUCUAACAUUUCUGGUAUCGACAUGAAUUCUGAGCCUAACAGAAUCACUGUUCCUGAAGUUGCCCUACAAGAAGAUCAAGUGGUAGUAAUAGGAACUGCUACUAACCGUCCAACAGGAGUAAAUGAUGUAUUCUGGGAACAAUUCCUAACCGAGAACCCUGGUUCGACUGAAUCUGAUGUAAAGCCAGAACGGGAAGAUUUUGAUAGCCAAAAAAGUGAAUCCAAAACAGUUGAGCACGGGAAAUCUUGGUGGAAAAUGAAGAGUGUAAAUAGCCUUACAGAACAGUUGGGACAUCUUACUCCAGCGGAGCGAACGUAAUGUGGUAGGUUAUGUGCUAUUUUGGAUAUAGUAAAUGUUUUCUGAAUGUUUUUUUUGCCUCUGGCUUGUUGUAAAUCUGGAGAAAGUGAUCUAUCAGAGAGUAGAUAGAAUUUUGGUAUAUUAACCUUCUUUUGUUUUUACCCUUGUUGGACAUGGCGUGAUAUAGAGAAUGAUAAAAUUUUGGUAUAUUAACACUAUAUACUUCUGAAUCUUGUGCAAGCUUAAGCGAUUCAUAUUUGGUUU
Molecule: messenger RNA, 2582 nt
Organism: Nicotiana tabacum (common tobacco)
Lineage: Eukaryota; Viridiplantae; Streptophyta; Magnoliopsida; Solanales; Solanaceae
Product: heat stress transcription factor A-4c-like
Biological process (GO): cellular response to heat; regulation of transcription by RNA polymerase II
Cellular component (GO): nucleus
Molecular function (GO): DNA-binding transcription factor activity; RNA polymerase II cis-regulatory region sequence-specific DNA binding
Source: RefSeq, a predicted model, not a curated record